AUGCAGGGUAAAGACAAACAGAAGCAAGCAUCUGAUCUGGAAAACUGUCUUUCAACCAUUAAGAUCAUAGACUGCAGCGCGUACGAUUUUUUCUGCUUUAAGAGUAAAUCUUGGCAUGAAUUUAUAAAGGCACAACAGACUGAGCAGAAAGAUGUCGACAGCCGGUUAGAAGUGAAAAAAGAAGCAGCAGUGUGGGAACUUUUCACAAGUGAAUGCACUUACUUUCUGGAUCAUUUGCUGGUUCUCAAGAUGAUAUUCAUGAACACUCUAAAAUACCUCAAGAGUAACGAAUUUCUCUUGGAUGUGGAUUUGUGGAGACUUUUCUCAAACUUAGAGGAGUUAAACAAGAUAAGUCUCAGUUUUCUGAAAACUUUUUUUGAAACUGUGAAGGAGCAUAUCAGCAAGUCAGACUCUCCUAUGGAUUUCAGCUCCAUACUCAGAAAGUUUUUCCAGGGUGACCUCUGCCAGACACACCAGAUUUAUUGCCUUAAUUAUACCUCUGCUGUCUUCUACUUGGAAAACCUGAGACAGAGGGAAGAUUUUGGCAUCUACCUGAAAUGGUGUGAACAAAAUGAACAGUGCAAAAGGCUGCAUCUGCCAGAGCUGCUGGUUGCUCCUUUGCAUCGACUGACGCGUUAUCCCCUCCUCCUUAACAACAUCUGGAAGAGGAGCACUGAUGAGACAGAGAAAGGCUUUAUCUGGUCACUCAAAGAGAAGGUGGAAAAGUCCAUACGGGAUUUGGAAGGUAAAGUCAAGUGGUUGGACAACUUUCAGAAGUUCCGGCAGCUGCAAGAGGUCAUAAUUUGGCCUCAGGUCUGGGAUCGUGACAAGAGAUUCUUUGUCCCAGAGUGUUUGAAGCAAAGCUUAAGAGAAAACAGCAGUGAAAACGUUUUGUCUUCAGCGAACAGACUUCUCCUUCAUGAAGGGAGGCUAACACUAGCAGAAAGCACAAGACUCCUUGAUGUCUACCUCUUCCUAUUCGAUGAUUUCCUAUUAAUUACCAAAAUUAAACGUAACAAAAAGAAAUACGGGGGCUCAGACACCAGCUUAAUCCCUGUCUGUCCUUCCCUCGCUCCUGAGCUGCAGUCCUUCGUAAGAGAGGGUGGGUUUUGCACAGUCCUAGACCAGCCCAUCCCACUAGACAGACUGAUACUGAAAAACAUUGACUCCGUCCAUGUUACAGUCUUCAGCCUGCGAAAUGCUUUCCUAAUACAGCAUGAAAAUAGGUAUCGUCAGUGCAUAGCAGUCUUCUUGCUACAAGCUCAGACAGAGACUGCCAAGAAAACAUGGAUGUCACAGAUAGAAACGGCAAUCUCCAAUUACACCACGCGACACGAAACCAAGAACAGCACUGCUUUCUGCUUCCCAGCUGAAUCCUCUGAAAUUUAA
Molecule: messenger RNA, 1389 nt
Organism: Nipponia nippon (crested ibis)
Lineage: Eukaryota; Metazoa; Chordata; Aves; Pelecaniformes; Threskiornithidae
Source: RefSeq, a predicted model, not a curated record